AUGGCUGCUUCUUCGAAUAUGAAAAGGAAUUAUCAUGUGUUCCUCGGUUUCGGAGGACGGAUGUCCGCCAAGGCUUCCUCUGUCAUCUCUGCGGCUCUGGACCAAAAAGGAAUAUCCACUUUUGUGGAUAGCGAGGAGCUUAGGAAAGGAGAGGAAAUAUCGUCGGUGCUCAUGAGGGCAAUUGAGGAAUCGCAUGUUGUGAUCAUCAUUUUCUCUGAGCACUAUGCUUCCUCAUGGUGGUGCUUGGAAGAGCUCUUGAAAUUCAUGGAGUGCAAGGAGAAAAACGGCCUGAUUGUGUUCCUUGUGUUUUACAAAGUGGAACCAAGGGAAGUGAGGAAAGGGAGGGAGAGCUAUGGGAGAGUUAUGGCUAAGCAUGAGUUCAAGUUCGGUAAGGAUUCGGAGAAAGUGAAGAGAUGGAAGAAGAGUCUCUUUGAAGCCGGUAGCUUGUCUGGGUGGGAGUUGAAUGACAGGUCUAUGGGGACCUGGGGCAUAGGAAAGACAACGAUUGCUAGGGCCCUAUAUAAUGCUAUUGAGGCACAAUUUCAGGGUUGUAGCUUUUUGGAGCGAGUAAGAGAAAAUUCGAACCAAAGCAGAGGUCUUGUUGCUUUGCAAGAACAACUUCUAUCUCAGAUCUUAUCUCCUAAAAGCUUAACGAUCUAUAGUGUCGACGGAGGAAUUAGUUUGAUACGAGAAAGGCUAUGUUGCAAGAAGGUUCUUUUGGUUCUUGAUGAUGUUGAUCAGUUGAACCAACUACAAGCAUUAGCUAGAGAAGGCAAUUGGUUUGGAGAGGGAAGUAGAAUUAUUGUUACAUCAAGAGAUAAACAUUUGCUAACUUGUCAUAAAAUAAGAUGUGUGUAUGAAGUUGAAGCUUUAAAAAAUGAUGCAGCACUAGACCUUUUUGGUCGAUAUGCCUUUUCAGAUAGCAAGAAAGUUCAAAUAAGUAGGGAUCUCAUUGAUAGAGCACUACAUUAUGCUAAUGGCCUUCUGUUAGCCCUCAAAGUGUUGGGCUCAUUCUUAUGUGGAAGAAAUGAAGCUGCAUGGGAAAGUGCAUUGCAUAAGCUCUCCAAAAGUCCUGAGCAAACUAUUAAUCAAGUUCUCAAGACAAGCUUUGAUGGAUUGGAGUACAACGAGAGGGAGAUUUUCCUUGAUAUUACUUGUUUCUUCAAGGGAAAGGAAAAAGAAUACAUCAAGAAAGUUCUUGACGACUGUGGCUUUGACACAACCAUAGGAAUAGAUAUUCUCAUCGAGAGGUCCUUGAUAAAGAAUGAGAAUGGAAUCGUGCAAAUGCAUGAUUUUAUUCAAUUGAUGGGUAAGGAUAUUGUUAAUCAGGAAUGGCCCAAUGAUCCUAGGAAACGCAGUAGAUUAUGGCUUUUUGAAGAUGUUCAAGAUUUCUCUGUGAAGAUAAGAAAUUUGAAGUCCGUGAUGUUCUACGAUUGCAAUUCCUUGGCUAGUAUUCCUGACCUUUCAUUGGUUCCACAUUUGGAAAGCUUCAAGCUUACAAGGGAAAUCUUGGCCGCUGGUUUUGGGGGAAUCGCCGGCGAGGGUUUCAGCGAGGACACCGAGGAGUGGCGCGCGGCGGCGAGGCAACGGGGAGCGUCACGGAGUGCAGGUGCGGCGUCGUGGGUGAGGGACUCGGCGUGGGCGAGAGGCAAGGCGGAGAUGGCGUCGGGGGGCGAGGCAACAAGGAGCGUCAUGGCGGCACGGCGAGACCGGGCGAGCGGUGUCGCGGGCGGGUAG
Molecule: messenger RNA, 1737 nt
Organism: Eucalyptus grandis
Lineage: Eukaryota; Viridiplantae; Streptophyta; Magnoliopsida; Myrtales; Myrtaceae
Product: disease resistance protein RUN1-like
Exons: 4
Coding region: 1-1737 (578 amino acids)
Biological process (GO): signal transduction; defense response
Molecular function (GO): ADP binding
Source: RefSeq, a predicted model, not a curated record